Sebastes umbrosus (honeycomb rockfish) is the source of this 1592-nucleotide messenger RNA. It is a transcript of the gene cetn2, whose product is annotated as centrin, EF-hand protein, 2. The coding region runs from base 332 to 856 and encodes 174 amino acids. The record is from RefSeq and is a predicted model, not a curated record. The transcript is spliced from 5 exons. Gene Ontology annotation, cellular component: centrosome; centriole. Gene Ontology annotation, biological process: nucleotide-excision repair; centriole replication; mitotic cell cycle. Lineage: Eukaryota; Metazoa; Chordata; Actinopteri; Perciformes; Sebastidae. Gene Ontology annotation, molecular function: calcium ion binding.
CGCCGACACAAGGGGUGAACAAACCAAACAACCAGGUGCUCCAUGACAGCAGCUUCUGGACAGCAGAGGCUGUGUGUAUUGUAUGUUGUUAGCUAUAGAAACGUUCAUUUUGUGCACAUUUUAGCAGCAAAUCCUGCGAAAUAAAUAGUGUUUUUUAGGAAUAAGAGACUAUCUUCUAUUCAGGGUAAUUAAACAGUUAAUGCGGAUGUAGAGAAUAAACCGUUUUAUCUCUCCUCCCCUCUAAAUGAUAGGGAAGCUUCAUAGCCCUGAGGAAAACAUAUAGAAUAGAUCUGCAGUUUCCUUUCUGUCAAUAAUAAAUAAACAGCAACUGAUGGCGACCAGUGCCAAGAGACCAUCCCUGCAGGGUCCUGUACCACCUCCUCGCAAGAAGACCACCCCCAAACCAGAGCUGACUGAGGAGCAGAAGCAGGAGAUCAGGGAGGCCUUUGAGCUGUUUGACACCGAUGGAUCCGGAUACAUCGAUGUCAAGGAGCUCAAGGUUGCAAUGAGAGCUCUGGGGUUUGAACCAAAGAAAGAGGAGAUCAAGAAGAUGAUUGGCGACGUGGAUAAGGACGGCACAGGGAAAAUCUCUUUCGCUGACUUCCUCUCUGUCAUGACACAGAAAAUGGCCGAGAAAGACUCCAAAGAGGAGAUCCUGAAAGCUUUCCGCCUGUUCGACGACGAUGAAACGGGAAAGAUCUCAUUCAAGAAUCUGAAGAGAGUAGCCAAAGAGCUGGGAGAGAACCUCACAGAUGAAGAGCUGCAGGAAAUGAUAGAUGAAGCAGACCGGGAUGGAGACGGAGAAGUGAACCAGCAGGAGUUCCUGCGCAUUAUGAAGAAAACCUGCCUUUACUGAAGGAAGUGCUCGACAUCAGCGUUGGCGAUGGCGAGGGGACCAGUGGUGGUUUCACAUGUAAUGCUGCUCCAUAUCUAAUUUCCCUUUCCUUAUUAUCGUGUCGUGCCAUUCAUCACCACUUAUGAGUCAAUCAAAAGGUUAAACUGUCAUAUACUACGCUGAAAGGGAGUUGUUAAAGACUUGUGGUGAUAUGCCAAACUAUCCUCCUUUGAUUUAAUCUACAUUACAUUUGCCAAAAACAGUAAGAGGGAUACCCUCUUUCUUGUUUGGAAUGCUGCAUACUUUUAUGAAGAAUACAUUGAUAAUAUUAAUGAUAAUAUGUAGGUUAUUUAUUGUCAAGAAAUUCUCAGUGCCUACGUCAAUACGGUGACAAACACAGUACAUUCCAAGGCUUUGAUUGAUAAAACAGUGUGUGCAUUACGUUUGGUUUACACUGGUAACUCCAGUGUUUCAUGUUUUGGCUCUUGUAACCGCUGGUAAUUGGGGAGCGCUGUCUUCACCUCAGUGCUACCUGUGGAUUUGUGCCUGUGCCUUUUUAAAGGGGUAAUCCCACUAUCUUUAAAAUAGGAUUGUGUUUGUAUUUUUGUCGUAGCAUUGAGUAUUUAUUCCUCUGUUGUGUUGAACUACUCUAUAAUACGCAAGUAUUCUUGAAUGUUUUGUAUGAUACAUAGUGACUUUAAUGAGUAAAUAUAAAGCAUAUAAGUGUUUAUGGUACAAAUUAAAUAUCUUGAAGCAG